Messenger RNA from Nanorana parkeri, 1164 nucleotides. RefSeq names its product pleckstrin (gene PLEK). NCBI's taxonomy places the organism in Eukaryota, Metazoa, Chordata, Amphibia, Anura, Dicroglossidae. Gene Ontology annotation, cellular component: plasma membrane. The record is from RefSeq and is a predicted model, not a curated record. Gene Ontology annotation, biological process: intracellular signal transduction; actin cytoskeleton organization. The transcript is spliced from 10 exons.
AUGGAGAGAGCGCCACAAAAAAUAAGAGAGGGCUAUCUGGUGAAAAAGGGGGUGAUGUUUAACAAAUGGAAGCCCUUCUGGGUAAUAUUGCUGGAAGAUGGGAUUGAAUACUACAAGAGAAAGACUGAUAACAGUCCAAAGGGAAUGAUUCCAUUGAAAGGAUCUGUCAUUGUCAAUCACUGCCAGGAUUUCAACAAACGGCUGCUCGUCUUCAAGAUGACCACCUCUAAGCAGCAGGAUCACUUUUUCCAAGCCUCCCACCCUGAGGAACGUGAUGCUUGGGUGAAAGAUCUAAAAAAGGCAUCAACAUGUAUUCAAGAAGGACAGAGGUUUGCUCGAAAAUCCACAAGGCGCUCCAUCAGAUUACCAAACACAAUUAAUUUAAGUGAGUUAUACAUGUCAAUGAAAGAUCCAGAACGAGGAAUUCGAGAAAUUAAGCUGGAGAAAGACAAGAAAGUCUUCAAUCACUGCUUCACAGGCACUUGUGUAAUCGACUGGUUAGAAGCAAGCAAAUCAGUCAGGAACCGCCAAGAAGGAAAUGUCCUGGCUUCUGCCUUACUUAAUGAAGGUCACCUUCAACCAGCGGGAGAUGUGUCCAAAAAUGCUGCUGAAAGCUUGGCAGAAACAACUUUUCUGGAUACUACAGAAGCAUUAUAUUACUUUGCAGACAGUGGAUUUUUCUGUGAAGAAAAUUCUAGUGAUGAUGAUGCAAUUGUCAAAGAAGAAUUUCGAGGUCUAAUUGUCAAGCAAGGAUGUUUACUGAAACAGGGACACAGAAGAAAAAACUGGAAAGUAAGGAAGUUUGUGCUUAGAGAAGAUCCUGCAUACCUGCACUACUAUGAUCCAGCUUCGGUAAGAGAAAAUUUGGGUGCACAACAUUCUUUGUUUACUGUAGAAAAUAAUAUUUAAUUUUCUUCCCCAGCAAAAAAACAAGAAAUUGAUGGAAACCUUUUUGAGAUCAUCACAUCCUCUGAAAUUCAUUACUACCUGCAGGCUGCAUCAGCAGAAGAGCGCAAAGAGUGGAUUCAAGCUAUUCAAACUGUCUCUAAAAUUGGAAAAUAGAUUCCGACAUCAAUGCAGAGUCACGCGUCUGUUGUAUAUAAUCUAUCCAAGUCAUAAAACAGUAAUGUAUUUUAUUGUUAGAUUACCAUUGCCAUUGAGCCU